GGUGUUGACCCGAUUUUAAACCUAGCAGCUGCUCUGGGACCAGAACUUAUUCUCAACUAGAUUUCUUAACCUGAAAACUUUGAAAAUUUCCUUCAGUUUGAUUUAAAUACAGAGACUGAAUGCUCCUCCUGGACCAGGACAACAGACCUGAGUCAGAGCCAGGACCAGGACCAGGAUCUCGAGAAGUCUGAAUCAAGUCUCACCUCAAAUGUUUGACUGCAGGACAUGAUCCUCACUCAGAUCCUGUUUGAUUUUUAAACUCUGGAUUUUAACACUGAUUUUCUCUCAGAGACACAAACACAUCAAAAGGAAACAAUGAGUGGCCAGACAGACACAGCAAGACGAGGAGGAGGUUGGAGUGCCUUCCUCAGUGCUCACCGCUGCCCAGAAGUUGACAUGUUGCCUCACCAAAAUGCUGAGCCACAAAUCCCUCCAUUAUGUUCUCUAGUCCCUGCAGAGAAGACCUCUGAGUUCACCUGCACAGGUGAGAGUGAGGCAGAUUAUCUGGACAUCUGCUCCACCCAUGGCUCCAAAGCACAGGAGGAGGAGGAAGAUGAGGGGAGCAUCAGUGACUGGUCAGAGGAAGAUCUUUCCCUCCACUUCUCUCCCUCUGUCAUUGUCCAAUCCGAUGAUGAGUCUGUUCCAGAGAGUGGCUUUGAGUGCAUCAAUAUCACCAUGGAGACACAAAUGAAAGGUCAAGAUGGAGAGGGGCUAAAGAUGGUUCCUAAACGUCAGAUUCAGUUGAAGAAAAAGAAGGAUGGCAAGGACAGUGUUGAACAGAUGAUACUGAAGGAUGGACCUGCUGAGGACAGAGGAGUUAAUACUGAUGCAUCAGCCAAUGAGCCGAUAUGUUCCACUGCUCGUCCCUGGCCAGACCUGCUGUUACGGCAACACAGUAUGCCAGCGUCCUUCCACGCCACCUCAAGGACCAGCAGUGAUGCUGACAGCUACAAGGUCUACAAGGGCUUGCUCAAGGGGGCUGCCCAAGGGUUCCUAGUUGGAGGAACCUCGAGGCGUCUUCAGAAGUCUUUCUCUCUGGAUGAAACCAAAACAAAGAUGGCAUCCUGCCUCAUUAAGAACGUGCUAUCAAAGAAGAUGCAGGUGGAACAGAACAACUUGAGGAAGAACCCGUAGGUCUCACCUUUCCUACCUCCACCUGAGAAGCAGCAGGGGGGCCAGACAGGUGGAAUUGCAUCCAGAGCUCCAGUUCAUGUGGUGAGAGACAUGAGGAGUUUAGUCAAACACACAUACAGCCACUCAUUCACUACAACAACAUCAGUAUCAUGUGACAAUAAUGCAACAAGAAGAUUCAAAGCAAUUGGCCAGGAGGACAGCCCUCCUCCCGCCUACCAGCAGGAAGUGGGAGUCAAAGGUCACGUCUCCAAGGUUGCUGCAUCUUUCAGCCAAUCACAAGACAAGAAGCAGAGUAAACCAUUUAGACAACCAAUCACACAGCAGAGACGAGGCAGUGAGCUAAUCAUCAGCGCAGAAUUAACCCUGUUAGACCCACCCACUAUGAAACCCAACCAAUCAGAGAGAGCUAUGACCCAGCCACCACACUUUGCUGAGAAACAGAGUUCCAUCCUGGGCAUGAUUGCUCCAUCUGCCCCUUGCUCCUCCCAGCAGCUCCUGCAGCCCACCUUCCCUGCUGCUAUGCACCCUCACUUAGGGAAGGUUGGCUAUGUUCACACACCCCUGAGCUACGUCCAGACACAGCAGCCCACACCUGAUCCCAGCAACCACCUA
This is a messenger RNA of Archocentrus centrarchus (flier cichlid), 1746 nucleotides long. RefSeq lists its product as uncharacterized. The transcript has 5 exons. The record is from RefSeq and is a predicted model, not a curated record. NCBI's taxonomy places the organism in Eukaryota, Metazoa, Chordata, Actinopteri, Cichliformes, Cichlidae. The coding region runs from base 316 to 1134 and encodes 272 amino acids.